AGGAAAUGACCGUCGAUAGAGGUGGGUGGGCGGUGGUGGGAAGAAGAGACGCAGAGAAGUAGAGAAGAAGAUAGAAUAGAUCGAGUGUGAAUCCCAAACAACUCCAAGCUGGCCCAUCUGGACCGUUGUCAGCCUUAAAAAUCGCGGCGCUGGGUUUGAGAAGCGGGUGGAUGCUGGCCGUCGUCCAAGCGUUUAAAGCUCCGAUUCUACCACGCGUGGAAUUGGAUCCAUUGUACCUACCGAUGGAUGGACAGUCGGCUGUGUUUCCCCGUUGGGUGAAUCCCCGGGAUUGCGAAGUAUGGAUGAGCAAUCACCACGAGCACUCAAUCAGUAUGGCUAAAGGGCAGAUGAGGUGAGGAAAACAAAUUUUGU
This is a messenger RNA of Aspergillus fijiensis CBS 313.89, 372 nucleotides long. RefSeq lists its product as uncharacterized. The coding region runs from base 171 to 356 and encodes 61 amino acids. NCBI's taxonomy places the organism in Eukaryota, Fungi, Ascomycota, Eurotiomycetes, Eurotiales, Aspergillaceae. The record is from RefSeq and is a predicted model, not a curated record. The transcript has a single exon.